CUGUGUUUUUGUGUUUGACAGGCAUGGACCUCUCUGCCAACCAGGAUGAAGAAGGUGACCAGGAGACUUUCCAAAUGGAAAUCAGUAAGGACACGAAGAAGUGUGCCUUCAGGACCUGCACUGGCAAAUACUGGACCCUCACAGCUAAUGGUGGCCUUCAGUGCACUGCCUCUACUAAGUCUGCUAACUGCUACUUUGACAUUGAGUGGCAUGGGAAGAAGAUAACCCUGCGUGCCAACAAUGGAAAAUAUGUGGCUGCCAAAAAGAACGGACAGCUGGCUGCUACUAUUGACACAGCAGGUGAGACCGAGGAGUUCCUGAUGAAGCUCAUCAAUAGGCCCCUCAUUGUGCUGAGAGGGGAGCAUGGCUUCAUUGGCUGCAGGAAGGUGACCGGCACCCUGGACUCCAACCGCUCCUCAUAUGAUGUCUUCGGUUUGGAGUUUAGAGAUGGAGCCUAUAGCUUGCGAGACUCCACAGGGAAAUACUGGAUGGUGGGCAGUGAAUCGAACGUGCUCAGCAGUAGCGACACCCCGGUGGACUUCUUCCUCGAGUUUUGUGACUACAACAAAGUGGCCAUCAAGUCAACUGAGGGGAAGUAUCUUAAGGGUGAUCAUGCAGGUGUUCUGAAGGCCAACGCCGAUGAUCUGGACACCUCCACUAUGUGGGAGUACUAAAAGCACUUAAGUAACCACUGUGGCUUUUUCUUUCCAGUUUUUUUUCCUUUCUGUUAUGCAUUUUGAAUAUGGUUUUUGAAUACGAGUAAGCACACCGGCCAAUAGCAGAGAGAAACCCAAAGGUGGAGAGUCUUGCUUCUAGUCACGUAUACUCUAUUCUGUCUAAAUACUUCAGAGUUUGUGUUCCACAGUAUUACCGCAGUAUUGUGCGGUUUUCAUUGAUGACGAUUGGCCAAAACUGGGACUUAACUGGCAUCCAAAUGUGUGUUGUGUGGUUAAGCACAUCUAAUGCCAUCUCUUAAUCUGUCAUAAUAAUUGACUUCCAUUCAAGUCGGUUCACUCUCUGGAAGAUCGACUAUGCGGGCGCCACACAUCGAGCCACAGGAUUUUGAUUUUGACCAGAUUGUAGCGAGAUCCUUCUUCCUAGUCUUUGCACAGUCCUGUAUGAGCCUCGCACUCUUAAUAUUAACACAUAGCGAAAUGUUAAAGAAAACCUUGUGACUGUGAGCUAUUGAUGUAAUGCCUCCCACUGUAUUGCCAGUCAUAAGUACCUACCCUCAUGAGGACUAAGGCAAUAUUUACAGGUAAAUGUAUGAAUGUUGAGGGUUUUUUCCGUUCCAUAGACUUGACAGAGUUAUGAAGGAAGCUCUCAGACCACUGAAACGGCAAUGAGCUACACUUUUGUUUUCUUGUUUGAAGUAGGGCAGUGCUUUGCUUGUGUACUUCUGUAUGUACUGCCUCACUGUCUGUGCCAUUAGAAUUAAUUUUAAUGUUUAAAAAGAGGUAAAACCUAGAGAACUGGAUUGGUACCUCACAGUCCCUCAUCUCAAAAUUAGGGUUAUGCCUGGAAUUGCGAAUGGGUGGGAAAAAAUAAAUAGAUAUUAAAAUGGUAAAUGUUUUCUGCAACUCGAAAGCGGUGUCAUCGUUACGUUGUGUGCUGCAGCUGUGGGUGUGAAGAUACCGACGUGAGGUAUGUUGUUGCAGGUUCAACACAGUAUUUAUGCUAAAUUAAACCACUUUUCCUUCUUAAACCUGACAAAUCUCAAAGGAAUGGUGGGUCUGGGUUCACUGGACUCAUGCAGUGGUCUUAUCUGGAAAGGUGUCUGGAAAUGUCACCUAACUUUUGUUGUUAUUGUUAGAGAAGGCACAGACAUUAUCAUGAACCUUAUUCCUUCAUACACAUUACAGUACAUUAAAGCCAAAAUGAAGACAUUAACACCACACAAGAUUGAUUAAAGAUUUAAACCUGAGGUUAAACUGGUGCUUAAUUAGAUUUCAGGUGUGCAUCAAACUAACAGAGCCACGCUGAGCUUAACGCAUUAAGAACUUUAAGAAAAUUUAUUUAAGCGCUAUCAUUUCACAUGAUAAUGAUCUCCCGUUGCUAAGGAAAUGAUAAUGACUGUGCCUUAAAAGGUCAUUAUGGGGGGAAAAAGACAUUCCACAUUAUACUUUGUAAAGUCUUUACAGAUGUCUUUUUAUUUUGAUAUUAUGGUUAUGUUUCCUCGUGUGCCAUGGGUACAAAUGAAAUCCGUAAAUAAAUAUGGUUUGAAUAUGAAACUCUGU
This is a messenger RNA of Sinocyclocheilus grahami, 2237 nucleotides long. Its product is annotated as fascin-like. The transcript has 4 exons. The coding region runs from base 24 to 674 and encodes 216 amino acids. NCBI's taxonomy places the organism in Eukaryota, Metazoa, Chordata, Actinopteri, Cypriniformes, Cyprinidae. The record is from RefSeq and is a predicted model, not a curated record. Gene Ontology annotation, molecular function: actin filament binding; protein-macromolecule adaptor activity. Gene Ontology annotation, cellular component: filopodium; growth cone; cytoplasm. Gene Ontology annotation, biological process: establishment or maintenance of cell polarity; cell migration; actin filament bundle assembly.